Racocetra persica is the source of this 355-nucleotide messenger RNA. NCBI's taxonomy places the organism in Eukaryota, Fungi, Glomeromycota, Glomeromycetes, Diversisporales, Gigasporaceae. The record is from the annotation of a GenBank genome assembly.
GUCGAAGAAUUCAUAUUUGUAUACCGAUUCUUAUGAGCCAAUUGUGUAUAGAACUUUUGGUGUCGACCAAUCUAAUUGGAAUAUAAUAGCACUACGAAUAAAAGAUAUUUUUGAUGGAAUAAUGGCUAGAUGUCGUGGGUUCGGAUAUCCAGAUUAUGAUGGCAAAAAACAAAUAGAUCUUUUUAAGGCCCGAAUAGCUGGAGAAUCACCUUUAAUUUUACCAUCACAUACUCCAAUUACUCCUGCUAUUACAAAUAAAAAAACUGCUAAAAAAGAAAUUAUCGAAAAGAAAUGGACAAAAUUUUUUAAAGAUUUGCAUUUAAAAAAAAAGCAAUCACAGACCAAUAUAGAUUAG